UUCCACGUAGAACGUAAGCUCGUGGGGCCGCAGAGGGCUGGCACUGGUCAUUCGGAACUGAGGGACCGCGGUGAAGGAAGCCAGGAAGCGUCAAGGGAGGACGUGAGGCUCAGGCAGUCAUGGAACAGUACCUCAGCGCCUGCUACAAGACUGCCAAACUGGCUGCCAACAAAGCAGCCUCCGGCAGCCUGGCUGAGAGCAGUCAGCAAUGCGGAGAUGGGGUACACAAAGUCCGAAUUCCAGGGGUGGGAGCCGCUCAGUUACUAGAUUUUCCUCUUGGAGUCAAGCUGCCCGUGAUCCCAGGAACAGAUACUGUUUAUUUUACGACGAAUAUUGGUGAAAAGCUUUUUCAACCUUCAUAUGAUUUUAACUUGAGUGAUCCUUACUGUCGACUUUUGGAAAACCAAUAUAAAAGUCUCCACGAUCCACAUUUAAGAACAUACUAUAAGCGCAAAGAUAUUCUGCGAAGGCUAAAGAAAGGUGGCUACAUCACCAGCAAUAACAAAAUUGUAUGUAACUUGAGGGAACUGAAUAAAUACAGGCAAUAUCUUACGAACUUAAAAAUAGACUUUGAAAGAAAUUAUGUAAGAGAACAGCAAUCGAUUACAAAACAACUACAUAAACUGCAAGAAACCAGCCAGUUUACUCCCUGUUCUGAUGUCACACGCUUGCAGAACUGGUUGUUACAGGGCAACACGCAGUCUAUCAAGGACCAAGAGCGUUGGUUAAGACACAGAUAUCUGGAUAUGAUCAAUAGAGAAUUAGAACAGCUUGACCGCACAGCAGAAGAGCAGCGCCUGCUCCGCAUGGACAGAGAAGAGCGAUGGCAGCGGGAAUACACAAGAAAAAAACUUAAUCUUCGUAGAAAAAUCGAAGAGGAAUGGAAGACAAAGGAGAUGCUGCUGCUCUCGAAGAUUGGAGAAGAUGCCAAGAAAGAGCAGAGGGUGGAGGAACAGAGGCGCAGAAGCCAAGAAGAGAGUGACAGAAAGAAACAAGCAAUAUUAGAGAAAAAAAUGGCUUAUCAUUUACAAAAUAUGCAGGAUACUGACAUUAAAGAUGACAUGGGAAGAAAUGCAUUUGAAUACAAAGGACAAAAUGGAACUGCUUAUGAAUCUUAUAUAAAGAAGAAAAAGAAGGAGUUUGAUGAUAUAAAAGUAGUUUAUCCUGGUGGUGACCAGGAAGCAUUAAAAGAAGCAUCAGCUUUCAAGUUGCAGUUAAUGUGUAAACUUGGAAUAACCUUGAAACAUACCUUACUGGUUAAAACCUAA
This is a messenger RNA of Peromyscus maniculatus bairdii (prairie deer mouse), 1268 nucleotides long. NCBI's taxonomy places the organism in Eukaryota, Metazoa, Chordata, Mammalia, Rodentia, Cricetidae. The record is from RefSeq and is a predicted model, not a curated record.